UACACAAGGCAGUAUAGGCAGCUGCCUAGGGCCCAAUUUGCUAGGGGGCCCAAAAAGGUUGGGUCAUACUACCUAUACAUACGUCAAAGGAAAAAAAAAAAUUCUUUAAUUCCACGAGGAGUCGAGGACAACAGGCACAACUUCCUUCCUCUUCUUUAUCUUUCAGAAACACUAAAUCAGAUCUUAUCAUCUCGAUCAAAAAAUUCACAACCAACAUCAUCCAUCAUCUAUGAUCUAUUUGUGUCUCAUAAGGUAAUAUAAGCAAUCCAAGCCGACAAGGCGAAAACCAUGACUGGAAAGCAGAAAAGUGGUCAUGCCAAAGCGGUAAUACGACAAAGAAAAGAUGCCGUAGAAAGGUCUCAAACCGGAGAUAUGAAUAAAUAUUUGGUACCAAGAAUCGUCCAACAGGACCAACAUAUAGUAAGCGACAAUGAAAGCGGCGAAGACAAAACCGAAAAUAUUAACAGUGAUGAGGAGUAUGAAAACUUGGUAAAUAGUAUGUUAGAAGAGGAUGUUUUGCUGAAUGGUAGGGUAAACGAUGAAAAUGUGCAAGAAAAACUAAGUGACCAAGAAUUAAGUGCAGGUGAAGAUGACAAUAUGCAAGAUGACUUGGAUGAGGUUCAAAAUAGAGAUUUUGGACCGAUAAAUAUUCAUGAUCCAGGGAACUGGAAAGAGAUUAACCAGAACUUGAGAGACCUUUUGGUAUAGCAUGGUCCUGUCAGAAGAAAUAACCUUGAUUUUAUUUUUCCCAAAGGUGCAGAAGCUAGAUGUUUUGAGCAUCACCACUUCAUAAGGCGUUUGAGUAAUGGGGAAACCGAAGAUAGAAGAUGGUUAGUAUAUUCAAAUGUUUUGGAUCGAGUUUUUUGUUUUUGUUGCAAAUUAUUCAAGCAAGGUGGACGCAAUUAUCAGCUGGAUACAAACGGCAGUAGAGAUUGGCAUAAUAUGGGUGCUAAGCUUUCACGUCAUGAGUUAUCUACUAGGCACUAUACUUCCAUGCAUAAAUGGAAAGAAUUGGAAAUUAGACUUCACAAGAAUGAAACUAUUGAUAAGGAGAUUCAUGAACAAAUCAAGAGGGAGAAAGAAUAUUGGAAACAAGUAUUGAUAAGAAUUUUUGUUGUUAUUAGAACCCUUGCUAAAAAUAAUUUGGCGUUCCGUGGAACAAACGACAAGGUUGGUGUAGCGAAUAACGGUAAUUUCUUAAGCUUUAUUGAAAUGAUUGCCGAGUUCGAUUUGGUAAUGCAAGAACAUCUUCGACGUAUUAAAAACCAUGAAGUUUAUCAUCAUUAUCUUGGUCCUUCAAUCCAAAAUGAAUUAAUCGCAUUGUUGGCACGUCAUGUGAAAGAUAAAAUUGUUCAGAAAAUUCAAGAAGCAAAGUAUUUUUCUGUAAUACUUGAUUGUACUCCGGACAUAAGUAAUGAAGAGCAAAUGUCUCUUGUCAUAAGAUGUGUAGAUGUGUCCACGUCUUCGACCAAAGUUGAGGAGUACUUUUUGGGAUUUGUAAAGGUGGACGACUCGACGGGAAGAGGACUUUUUAAUAAACUGGAAGAGCUCUUGCAGAACCUGAACCUUGAUAUUCGUAAUGUUAGAGGGCAAGGGUACGAUAAUGGAGCUAAUAUGACCGGAAAGAAUAAAGGGGUGCAAAAGAGACUACUAAAGGUAAAUCCUCGAGCUUUUUAUAUGCCAUGUGCUUGUCAUAGUCUUAACCUUGCACUUUGUGAUAUGGCCAGUUCAUGUCCUAGAGCAGUCUCCUUUUUCCAAGUGGUGCAACAUAUAUAUAACUUCUUCUCAGGAUCUACAAAACGUUGGACGGUGUUUAAGAAACAUGUAAAAGGUCUUACGGUUAAACCAUUAUCAGAUACUCGGUGGGAGAGUCAUAUAGAAGCUAUCAAAGCAAUCCGAUUUCAAGCUCCCGAAAUACGAGAUGCCUUAAUAGAGCUGUCGACUUCGGCUGAUUUUGAUGCGAAGACAAGGGGUACUGCUUAUUCCAUAUUGACACGAGAGAUUGAUAAUUUUGAGAUUAUACUUGGUAUGGUUGUUUGGCAUAGAGCACUACUUGCGGUUAACUCAGUGAGCAUUAAACUUCAAACCGAAGAUAUGAAUCUUGAUGAUGCCGUUACUAAACUAAAAGAUCUUGUUUCUUUCUUUAAGGAUUACAGAAGGAAUGGAUUUGAGGGGGCAUUGGAAGAAGCUAAAAUACUUGCAACAUCCAUGAAUAUAGAGCCUAUUUUUUAUGAGGUACGAGUACGAAAAAGAAAAAAGCACUUUGAUGAAAUCGAUGAGAUAGAGGAAGUACAACCACCACUGCAAGAAAAAUUAAGGUCUCUUGAUGAUAGUACCUUACGGAAUUCUUGUGUGAAACUUGAAAAGUACCUAAGCUAUGAAAUGGAAUUCGAUAUCAAUGGGGAUGAGUUAUAUACGGAGUUGAAGGUUUUGCGAAGUUUUUUGCCUAACGAAACAAAAAAGGCUAUUGACGUGUUGAGUUUCUUAACAAAUAUGGGUGGCUGCUAUUCAAAUGCGUCUAUUUCAUAUAGAAUUUUAUUGACAAUCCCUGUUACAGUUGCAUCUGCAGAAAGAAGUUUUUCGAAGUUAAAGUUGAUCAAAUCCUACCUUCGAUCAACGAUGUCUCAAGAAAGAUUAAACGGACUAGCGAUGUUAUCCAUUGAAGCAGAUAUGCUAAGUAGUAUUGACUAUGAUAGUAUUAUAAAUGAGUUCGCAUCUGUACGUCUUUUGUGCUAUCAGAUCAUCCUAGCAAAGGUAACAGGAGUGAAAGUGAUGGUUAGCAAGAGAAAGCAAGUUACAGCUUUGAGUGCUGUGGACAUGGGCUUGUGA
This is a messenger RNA of Papaver somniferum (opium poppy), 2829 nucleotides long. Its product is annotated as zinc finger MYM-type protein 1-like. The record is from RefSeq and is a predicted model, not a curated record. Bases 943 to 2829 code for a protein of 628 amino acids. Lineage: Eukaryota; Viridiplantae; Streptophyta; Magnoliopsida; Ranunculales; Papaveraceae. Gene Ontology annotation, molecular function: protein dimerization activity. The transcript has 5 exons.